This is a messenger RNA of Laccaria bicolor S238N-H82, 756 nucleotides long. RefSeq lists its product as uncharacterized. Bases 1 to 756 code for a protein of 251 amino acids. Lineage: Eukaryota; Fungi; Basidiomycota; Agaricomycetes; Agaricales; Hydnangiaceae. The record is from RefSeq and is a predicted model, not a curated record. The transcript has 4 exons.
AUGUCUUUCAGCUACUAUGUGGCUUUGACGGUUUGGUCAAACCAUGACGAAGACAGUUUUUUCUUCACCGUUUUUUUUUCUCUUUACGGAAUUGCGCCAAAUGCGGUUGUUUGUUCAAAGCGAGAGUCUCAGAAUUUUGCAGAGGUGUCUAGGGUUUUGCGUCUUGCUUUAGGAUCUCAAGCACCGCUCACUGUGCACAACUAUCAUGGCUUGCGUACCAUCUUCGACAUCUGUCGCAAGGAGCGCGGGCCAGUGGAAUACCGCUACUUUGGGCCUUAUGACAGACUGCUGAAUUACUGUUUCGGCGAUUCAGACUCUUUCCAGUUCCUCGUUUCGGCGCAAAGCCCUCGUGACCUCAACCUGGGUGACACAGUCGACUUCGCUGUCUUUCUGGUCGUUUUUGAUGCGAACCGUCGUCCUGUGCUCUUUGCCGAAAUCGAGGAUGGGCGGGCUGACAAGCCUGACCUUCGUCAUAGGGCGGACGACCUGAUUCGUCGUGGGUAUGACGCAAUGCUUGGCGACUGUCCUCUUCCUCGAUUGUGGGGGUUGAGCUUGCUCGACACGUCCCUUCGCGUUUAUUGUGGAACCGUCGCCGCUGGGCGCAUUGAACCCGACUUUGCGCCUCGCCCCAGCCCCGGCCGCGUCCUGCCACAAGAUUAUUCAGAAGGUGCAUGGGAUAUCGAUAUUCUAUCGCCGGAAGGAUUCAACAAGAUCAAGGAGAUUAUCACGGAUGUUCUUGCUGCUGCUGCGUUGUAG